GUUAUCCUAAAUAACAAAACAUAACAACACAUGUGUUGAAAAUAAUCGCAACAAAUAUUGCAAUCAUUUAUAAAUAAAACUCAACUUUAAUUAUCUCAUUAAUAAUAACUGAAGAUAUCAUCAGAAAUGGUGAGAACCUAUGAGGAAGAACUGCAAUAUUUGCAGAAAUAUAACAACAAAUGGAUUAUUAAGAAGGGUUUUGUACCAAAUAUGAAGACAGAAGGAGUGUUUUAUGUGAACGAGUCGUUGGAGAAGUUAAUGUUAGAUGAGUUAAGAAUGAGUACAAAGCCCGGAGGUAUCGGAGGUUUUUUGCCCGGCGUUAAACAGAUUGCAAACGUGGCCGCACUGCCCGGUAUUGUUGGACAAUCAAUAGGUUUGCCUGAUAUUCAUUCGGGGUAUGGCUUUGCCAUCGGAAAUAUGGCCGCCUUUGAUAUGGAUGAUCCGUUAGCUAUUGUCUCACCCGGAGGUGUGGGCUUUGAUAUCAAUUGUGGCGUACGAUUACUUCGGACUAAUCUGUUUGAAAAAGAUGUUAAUCCUGUGAAGGAACAGUUGACUCAAUCUCUUUUUGAUCACAUCCCAGUUGGUGUCGGCUCUAAAGGUAUUAUACCAAUGAAUGCUAAAGAUUUGGAGGAUGCACUUGAAAUGGGAGUCGAUUGGUCUUUAAGAGAAGGCUAUGCAUGGGCUGAAGAUAAAGAACAUUGUGAAGAAUAUGGACGUAUGCUUUCAGCCGAUCCAUCAAAAGUGUCGAUGAAGGCUAAAAAGAGAGGUUUACCUCAAUUGGGAACUCUUGGUGCAGGUAAUCACUACGCAGAGAUUCAAGUAGUAGACGAGAUAUUUGACAAACAAAAUGCCGCUAAAAUGGGUAUCGAGUCAUUAGGACAGGUAUGUGUUAUGAUUCAUAGUGGCAGCAGAGGAUUUGGUCAUCAAGUGGCCACUGAUGCACUUCUGUUAAUGGAAAAGGCAAUGAAAAGAGACAAAAUUGAAGUCAAUGACAGACAACUUGCCUGCGCUCGUAUCAACUCAGAGGAAGGACAAAACUACUUGAAAGCAAUGGCCGCUGCGGCCAACUUUGCGUGGGUUAACAGGAGUUCUAUGACUUUUCUCACAAGACAAGCCUUUGCAAAGACAUUUAACACAACUCCCGAUGAUUUAGAUCUUCACGUCAUUUACGAUGUAUCGCAUAACAUUGCAAAAGAAGAACAACAUUUAGUCGAUGGAAAGCUUAAAAGAUUAUUAGUUCAUCGCAAAGGAUCCACUCGAGCCUUCCCUCCACACCAUCCACUCAUUCCCGUUGAUUAUCAGUUAACAGGUCAACCGGUUCUUAUUGGUGGAACAAUGGGCACUUGUAGUUAUGUAUUAACUGGAACUGAGACCGGAAUGAGGGAAACAUUUGGGACGACCUGUCACGGCGCCGGUCGGGCUCUUUCAAGGGCUAAAUCACGCCGUAAUCUGGACUAUACACAGGUUUUAGAGGACUUGGCCAACAAAGGUAUAUCAAUUAGAGUGGCGUCACCUAAAUUGGUUAUGGAAGAGGCACCCGAAUCAUACAAAAAUGUGACGGAUGUGGUCAACACUUGUCAUGAUGUCGGCAUCAGCAAGAAAUGUGUCAAAUUAAGACCAAUUGCCGUAAUUAAAGGAUAAAUUUAUUAAAAUAUAAUAAAAAGUUUAUAUAUU
Messenger RNA from Oppia nitens, 1674 nucleotides. RefSeq names its product RNA-splicing ligase RtcB homolog (gene RtcB). Gene Ontology annotation, cellular component: nucleus; tRNA-splicing ligase complex. NCBI's taxonomy places the organism in Eukaryota, Metazoa, Arthropoda, Arachnida, Sarcoptiformes, Oppiidae. Gene Ontology annotation, molecular function: RNA ligase (ATP) activity. Bases 127 to 1641 code for a protein of 504 amino acids. The record is from RefSeq and is a predicted model, not a curated record. The transcript has 3 exons. Gene Ontology annotation, biological process: tRNA splicing, via endonucleolytic cleavage and ligation.